Messenger RNA from Ostrea edulis (European flat oyster), 1428 nucleotides. RefSeq lists its product as uncharacterized. The transcript has 4 exons. The coding region runs from base 144 to 701 and encodes 185 amino acids. The record is from RefSeq and is a predicted model, not a curated record. Lineage: Eukaryota; Metazoa; Mollusca; Bivalvia; Ostreida; Ostreidae.
CUGGUUUGAUAUUUCGUAAGUCUAACGUAACCGUUGCGGGGCGGUGAAAAUAUUUCCUCUACCCAUUACAAUUUAAAUAGCUAACACGCUCUGAUAAAUUCAAAUUGAUUAUAUUUCGCAGUCCAGUUUUUAUCGUAAACAAAAUGGCGUUUCAGGAGUUCGUGUACUCCCUUCUCAGUGUUAUACUGCUGGGAUUUUUUCAAGGUUGUGACGGCGCUUACAGAUCGUACAGGUCGUACUCGUACUCGUACAGAUCGUACACUUAUUAUUACGGAUAUUACGACUAUGUCUACUUAUCAGGCGGAGUUAUUGCUGGGAUCGUCUGCGGCGUCAUCUUUUUCGUCGUCUUCAUAAUAGUGACAGUCAUCUGCUGCUGUCGCGCCGCGACACAGAGGAGAAGAAUGCCGGGGAUUGUUUACAGCAACGGAAUGAAUCAACAGACGGUCAUAACAACAGCAAAUACUACCCCUGGUAUGUACCCCACUCAGCCAUACCCAGCGGCUGGACAGAAUAACAUGGGGUUCCAGUACGGGGUUCCAGGACAGCAGUUUGGGGCUCCAGGACAUCAAUAUGGGGCUCCAGGGCAGCAAUUUGGGGCCCCUGACCAGCAAGUGACAAAUCCACAGUAUGCAAACCCAGCGCCAUCCUAUGAAUCCGUCACACAAGAGAAAAACGCUUCCGUACCGCCUUAUUCAACAUAAGGACAAUCUUGUUCAUGCAGUAAUUGUUCUAUAUGUAUAAGGUUUAUACGAAAAUUAGAGAAGCAACCCAUGUAUUCAAUUUAAAAAAUGUAAAGAUAUUCUGUAAUUUUUAGAAAUAUUUUAUUUUAUACUCAUACUGUUCGUAUGAUAGGGGAAAAAACUUUUUUCAUAGUUGAAUGUCAGGAGAAUAAAGUUCAAACGACAAGGUUAUAGAAGAAUAUUGUAUCCAAAUGUUAAUAGUCAAAGCUCAAGGGAAUAACGUAAUUAUUGGGAGGAGGGGGGGGUGAGUGUUGGGGGUUGGUCCCCUCCUGAUAUUUGACAAAAACGUAUUUGUGUGUAUCCAAACAGGGUCCUUGUUGCCCCAUACUCUUAUUGUUUUGUAAUCUUUAAAGGAGUUGUGAGACAGGUCACUAUUCUAUAUAUGCACAUUUUCUGUAUAUCCAUGAAUAACCAUUUUCACUUCUGAUGUGCCUUAUGUUUUAUAUAGUCAUGUUGCAAACAGAUCACAAUUACAUCCCUGUACCUUUAACAAUUUUUCAACGCUUGAAAUAAAUAUAUGUAUUAAAAGCAAUACUUUUUAAAAAAGACUGUUGGAGACUUUGUUUAUUUUCGAGAACAGCUGUUCAUGUGAUAUUUGUACAUCUAUACUUAUAAAUUAACAAUUUGUGCAAUUUGUACAUCUAUACUUAUAAAUUAACAAUUUGUGCCAAUAAACUCCAAAACCCUU